This is a messenger RNA of Adineta steineri, 1977 nucleotides long. Lineage: Eukaryota; Metazoa; Rotifera; Eurotatoria; Adinetida; Adinetidae. The record is from the annotation of a GenBank genome assembly.
AUGUAUCGUACAUUUAUUCGUCGUAGUUCAACUUAUGCAAAUAUUUAUCGAUCAAGUAUCGAACAUCCCGAAAAAUUCUGGAAUGAACAAGCUCAAAAACUUUUCUGGUUUAAAAAAUGGAAUAAAACCUAUGAUAAAGAUAAUCUUCUUAGACCACAUUGGUUUCAAGAUGGACAACUUAAUAUGACAUAUAAUUGUCUUGAUCGACAUAUGCCAACACAUGGAAAUCAAACAGCUAUUAUACAUGAUUCAGCUAUGACUGGUAAAGUAACUCAUAUUACAUAUAAACAACUUUUACAACAAGUUAAAACUUUAUCAAAUGUUUUAAGUAAAAAAUAUGGUAUUAAAAAAGGUGAUGUUGUUUUAAUUUAUAUGCCAAUGAUUCCUGAAGCUAUUGUUGCUAUGUUAGCGUGUGCUCGUAUUGGUGCUAUACAUAAUCUUGUAUUUGGAGGAUUCAGUGCAAAUGAAUUAGCAGUUAGAAUUAAACAUUCUCAACCUAAAGUUGUGAUUUCUGUCAAUGUUGGAUUUGAACCUGAACGUACAAUUAAUUAUAAGACUAUUGUUGAUGAAGCUAUUAAAAAAAGUGAUGUUAGUAAUGAAUCAAUACAAUGUAUUAUAUUUAAUCGAUCAGAAGGAAAACAAGCUGAUUUAAUUUCAGGAAGAGAUCGAGAUUGGAAUGAUGUUAUGAAUAGUGUACGUGAUCAACAUGAUUGUGAACCUGUUGAAGCAAAUCAUCCACUUUAUUUACUUUAUACAUCUGGAACAACAGGUACUCCAAAAGCUAUUGUUCGUCCAACUGGUGGUUAUGCUGUUACAUUACAAUGGACAAUGAAAUAUUUAUAUAAUAUUCAUCCGGGAGAAGUUUGGUGGUCUGCUGCUGAUCUUGGAUGGGUUGUUGGUCAUUCCUACGGAUGUUAUGGUCCAUUAUUAAAUGGAUCAACAACAGUUAUAUAUGAAGGGAAACCAAUUGGUACUCCAGAUGCAUCAGCAUUCUUUCGUGUAAUAAAUAAUCAUAAAGUUGUUAGUUCAUUUUGGUCUCCAACUGCAUUAAGAAUAAUUCGUCAAAAUGACCCGGAUAAUAAACAUGCAACAAAAUAUCCACUAGCACAUUUUCGAGCUUUAUUUGUUGCUGGUGAACAUUGUGAUCGAGAUACUUUAUUAUGGGCAAGAGAAAUCUUUCAUAAUAAACCUGUUAUUGAUCAUUAUUGGCAAACAGAAACAGGAGCGCCUGUUACAGCUGUUUGUUUAGGUCUUGAGAAAAAUCCAGAUCUUGGUCCACCAGGUUGUGCUGGACGUCCAUGUCCUGGUUAUAAUUUACAUUUAUUUUCUUCGGAUAAUAAAUCGAAAGAAGAAGAAGAAUGUUCAAAUGAUGAAUUAGGUCGUAUUGUACUUAAAUUACCAUUACCUCCCGGAUGUUUUACAACAUUAUGGAAAAAUGAUGAACUCUUUCAUGAACUCUAUUUUACAAGAUAUCCAGGUUAUUAUGAUACAAUGGAUGUUGGUAUACGAACACAAGAUGGUUUUAUUGAAACAUCAUCUCGUGCUGAUGAUGUAUUAAAUGUUGCUGGACAUCGUUUAUCAGGUGGACAUAUUGAACAAGCUAUUGUUGAAAGUGGAAAAGUAUCUGAAUGUGCUGUUAUUGGUUUAAAAGAUGAUGUUAAAGGACAAAAGCCUUUUGCUUUCAUCGUAUUAAACAAAGCGGAAGAAAAUACUAAUUUUUCUGAAAUUGAAAAGGCUAUUGUAGCAACUGUUCGACAACAAAUAGGUCCUGUUGCAGCAUUUAAAAAAUUUAUUACGGUUAAACGUUUACCAAAAACACGAUCAGGCAAAAUAGCACGAAAUACUUUAACUGCUUUACUCAAUGGAAAAUCAUUUCGUAUACCGAGUACAAUUGAAGAUGCAAGUGUCUAUGAUGACUUACGUAUUGAAUUAACAAAAGCUGGUUAUAAAAAUUUAGGUGAAUCAAGUCAAAUGUAA